AGCUCGCGGCGAUCAGUUCGCGCGGAACGCUCGAGAAGUGAGGAUCGUGUCUGCGCUCGCCUCUUUCUCUCUCUCUCUCUCUCUCUCUCUCUCUCUUGCGCGCUGCUUAGACACAGUUGACGAGGAGAGCGAGGGAGAGGCAAGGAGGAGAAGAAAGGAGCACAUUUUCGCGCGCACACCACCGCGCCGUGUCGCGCCGCGCCGCGCCGCGCCGCGCCGCGCGUAUCCACGUCGGGGCGCGCGGGGGUCGCUACGGACGACGACGCUGUCAGGAUCGACAGGGGGAAAGACGGCGGCGGUCGUAGAAGAGCAACACUUUUCGGCCGAGGAUCGGGAUCCCGGGACCUUCGGAGCACAGAUGGUGAGAGGAUCGUUACCUGAUAUCGCAGUGACGAUGGCAUCGGGCAGAGAGAUCCAUGGCGCUUUCAGCCUCAUCGUGGACGACGUGGAUUCGCACUCGAUCCUCAGCGACGGCUCCGACCUGGACGGGCUGUCGCGCGAGAGCAGCUCGCAGAACUCGGCGUCGCAGACCCCGCUGGACAGCCCGGGCGGGCCGAGGGAGAGGAUCAAGCAGAUGCAGGUGGAGGCCGAGACCAGGCGCGGCGAGUUCGCCAGGCUGUUGGAGGAGCACGCGCAGGUGGUGCGCAAGCUGAAGAUGAUGGAGGCGGAGGAGCAGCUGUCGACGACGACCGGCAACGUCAUCGGCGGCACGCACGCGUGAUUUUACGUGGUCGAGGGGCAAACGGCGCUGAGAGCCGGGACCAUCGCGUCGAUGCGACCACCAUCGUCGUCGUCGUCGUCGUCGUCGCCGCCGCCGCCGCCGCCGCCGCCGCUGCCGCCACCGCCGCCGCCGCCAUCAUCGUCGUCUCCGUCUGGCCGCGUCUCUCCUGUCCCGCCGGCGACCGUGACUCGCGCUCGAGAAGCCGACGACACCGACGUCGCCGGACCUGUGGAUCUUUAACCCUCUCGGAUGUGACUGCUGCAGUUGGCGGCCGCGGUCCGCGUCCGAGGGUGGCGGUCGGGUUGCCAAGGCUGAAGAGGGUCCUGUGGAGACUCGAGAGACGGCGACUUCUCUCGCUCUUCUGUUUCCCUUCGACGCGUUUUCUCCUCGCUUUGCCAGCCGAAGGCAAAGCCGAGCCCGAGGCUGGCUCUCGUCCGGCGAGGACGAAGCUCGCAAACGACGGCUUGCAAACGGAAGGCGGGCGAUCAGCCGGAGGAUCCAAGCGGAGGAUCGCUCUUUCUCGUGGACGCGACGCGGUUACGGCGACUGCGAGCGAAGCGAGAGAUUGCCUCUUGCAGAUACUCGCGGACGAAUUCGAAUAAAGAGGGGGGUGAGAGAGUGAGGAGGAGAAGAGAAUGAAGCUUGCUUCCAGAUACACCGCGAUCGAUCUGUAUCGUUCAGGACUCGGGAUCGGCGGGAUUGAGCGACAAGUCGAUCGGUUAGCAGCGCUCUCGCCAAUUUCCAAUUCGACUUCGGCGACUUUUCCGGCGACAUCUCGAACGAAAAACGGCGCGACCGCAAAGUCAGUCGAUCGCGAAGUCGACCGACGGGGGAGGUUCAAGGGAGAAGUCCGCGUCGAGGAGAAACGCGGAUAAUCAGCCUUCCGCGGUGAAGGGUGCAGGAGGGUUGCGGCGGGGGCGGGGGAGGGGAGGAUCGUUCUUACUAGGCUCUCGUUUGCCACAAAGUCUGAAAAACCCACUAGACACGACAAUAAUGAGGAACACUUAUGGGGAAAAAAAGUAAAUAAAUAAAACGCGCACGACGCGCGACGCGCCGGACGCGUGCCGGACGGACGUUUUUCUCUUUUUUUUUCCUUUUUUUUUUCUAGCGCGAAACAAGCGCGGAACACUCCCGCCCGUUCGAACUAGCUCAGCAGCAACGGCUGGCCUAAGCGUAGUACAAAUUUUGCAGUCAAGUCUUAAUAGAAAAAGAAAAGAAAAAAACAGGCGCGAGCCGAGCGUGGGCCGAGAGAGUUUCCGCGGUGCUGCAAUCUCAGCGGAGACGAGAAGCUGAGGAGAGACGACGAGGCGCGCGCGACGUCGCGUCGCUCGCGUCGUCGGCUGAUGGGGGGGGGGGCGGCAGGAAGAGGAGGGGCAGGGGGGACGGUGUCGACGAACACGUUAGCCUACUCUCGAGAGACGGGGUACAAGCUUCUACGUUUUAUAGUAACCGUAGAGUUGAGUGUUCCAUAACAGUGUGUAAGCUAGUUUUAUAUAUCGUAAAUACACGUGUACGACAAAGCGGUGUCUGUGUGUGUGUCGGAUCUGACGGAGGAGGAGGAGGAGGAGACGAGGAGGAGACACGCGCUUUUGACGAACGAGCGAGCGCAAGCCUGGCUUUCUUUCCACGCGCGUCGAUGACGUCAGUCGAGCGUCGUUGAUUAAGCUCGAUCGGCGAUGCCGCGAGAUCCGGUUCUUCCGCAAAUCUCGACGACGCUGGCUGAGGAAUCCAGCGCGAUCGUCGUGGUGUCGUGGAGAGGAAACGGACAUCGCGCCUCGACGUGAGUGUCGAGUUUAAUCGACAACGGUGACAUCGAUUGGCAUCGAAUCUCUUCUGUGCGAAAGCACAGGGGGAGGAAAAAAGGCGACACCCGAGAGCGUCAACUUUGAGAGUGUCAACUUGAAAUCCAUAGCGUCAGCGUGCGAUCGGCUCCGGGAGUAUUCCGCGAAGCCAAGAAGAAACGGUCGCUAAAUUUACUGAAAAGUUUCUAUUGAGAUCUAAAAUGUUGAGAAAAAUUUCCUACAUGAGAUCUCAAUGAUUUCAUUUGAUAUCUCAUUUGAGAUAUCAAAUGAAAAAGUAAGAAAUGACAUUUCAAUCGACAUAUUACACGAAGAAUAAAAAAGCUUCUCUAUUUUUCUCAAUUGAUGAAUAUCAUUACUUAUACUUUCCAGGUAAAUAUUCACCUUUAGAAGAAGCACCUCAGAACGACUCUGACUUUGACAUAUAUUGCAAAAAUCACACUUUUAAACCUUCACCUCCGCCAUACAAAAGUCGGCGGUCAGUCAAAAAGCAACAUUCUAGAGAAAAAAUAUGAAUCUUAUAUAUGUAAUAUAUCUAUUAAAUCUUCGUCUUGCUUGAAAUUGAUGAAUCUACAGUAUAUUAAUCGAGAUCUCAUACGGGAAGUUCUUCGGAAAUCUCGUUUUAGAUCUCAAUAGGAACUUCUCGGCACGGAAGAUCGUCGGAAGACGGGACGCGAGGACCCGUUCGCAGCAACGACACUUCAUCUCGCAUCUCGUUCGGUCUCACUCCGGGCAAUCAGGGAGUCUGCGUAAAGGAAGGUCGCUCUCGCGACGAGACGCAGCGCUGACCCAAGUAGAACAGAAAAUCAUGAUGACAUCAAAAUGACAAGAAAAUGACCGAAUCAUGAUUAAACAAAGAGUUUUCCUCUCAUCAUUUUGAUAUCAUCAUGAUUUUCUGUUCUGCCCGGGGAUGUUCUACGCGUGUCACGUCAGAUCCGCGUCUAGGUAUUAGGGCAUUAGGUAUCCUCAUAGGCAUUUAUAGACUUGUAAGCAUACACGAAUAUAAAGAGACACAGUCAAGUAGACCGCCGCGUUAAAUAAUACAGCCCUAGCGUAGAGAGAGAGAGAGAGAGAGAGAGAGAGAGAGAGAGAGAGAGAGAGAGAGAGAGAGAGAGAGAGAGAGAGAGGUGUCUAUUGUUACACACAACGCGCCAGUCCACGUCCAGGACCGCCAAUUGCGCGGGACUCGCGCCAAUUGGAUAUCUUCGCCGCUUUGAUUAAUUCGUAAAACGUCACAGACGUCAAACGACAAAGGUGACGCGCGAUGACGCUCGUGCGCGGCAAUCGAGCGCCGAGAGAGAGGGAGAGAGAGGGGGAGAGAGAGAGAGAGAGAGAGAUGACGACUGUUGCUCGCGCUCCUGGCUCCUCUUGGUGAACCUGGCGCGCGCUCUCGUCGGAUCGAUGCGCGGGCGAAAGCUCCCAAUUGUCGGGAGACGCGGGUCCAAGAGGAACGGCGCCGAGAGCGAAGGGAGCGCGUUGUGUGAGCAAGGAGGCUGG
Messenger RNA from Harpegnathos saltator (Jerdon's jumping ant), 4017 nucleotides. RefSeq lists its product as uncharacterized. The transcript has 3 exons. The coding region runs from base 359 to 721 and encodes 120 amino acids. The record is from RefSeq and is a predicted model, not a curated record. Lineage: Eukaryota; Metazoa; Arthropoda; Insecta; Hymenoptera; Formicidae.